AUUGGGCACCAUCAGAUGUAUCCGUUUCAUACCAUAAUAUGACAUGGCAAAAACAUGUAUCCAGUAACAUUAUCAGAUACGACCCAGCUGUAACUUUUCUCUGCAACUUCAGUUUGAAAUCCGACGAAGAUUUAUUAUAUGACAUCAUUUGGUUUAUUGAUGGACGGGAAGUUGUAAACCAAACUGUUGAUAAAUCCAGUAAUUAUACAGCAAUGAUAACAGCUCAUGAUAUUUUGAAAGCGGAGAAAAAGAUAGGAAUUGAAGUACACUGCAAAGUUGGUGCAAAACGAAAAAACGAAAACUUUCCAUGUAUUUUCAAAGUUGGAAAUCCAUUUUUUGCUGGAAUAAAGAUAAUGAAUUCAAACAUUGAGUUAGAAAGAAAAGGAUCGAAGAAUGUCGAAUUAGAGAUGACAAUUCCAUUUGCAUCGGAAUCGCUUUUUAUUAAUGGUGUUCCUCAAACAGUGAGUGACUUGAAUAUUCAUAUGACCUUUAAAACGGACGAUCCCUCAAAAUGCAGUGGUGGAGGAUCAUCUAAUCAGUGCGAAGUCAAAGUAAAAAGCUAUAGCUACAACGAAAGACACAAGUAUGAAAACGACGAAUGGAAGCAAAAUAUUUCAUUUCCGGUUUAUAGCCAGGACACUGAUGGUUACGUCAUCAACAGUCAGAUGACUCUACGAUUAAAGACUGGGGGCACUAAUGGUGUUGGAAGUAAAAUAUUCGAGCAUGUGUCUUUGCCCGACAUUUCGAUAAGAGUUCGAGAAGGAAAUGAACAAUGGAAAGGCAGAUCAUGUGGUGUUAGAGCAGAUCCGCAUAUGUAUACUUUUGACGGAAAACCAUACGAAUGCCAGAUACCUGGAGAAUUUAUAAAUUAUCGAAAUCAACAUCAGCUACAGUGGAUUCAGUCUAAACAUCACCUAUGUAUCCCAUCAUACGAUGGUCCUUGGUGUGUCUGCGCAGUCGCAGCAAGAGCCGGAAGAGAUGUCUUCGUCAUAGAUUUGUGUGGAGAAAAUAAAGUCAUCAGCUAUGAGCUUUGUGAGGACAAUGUUUUGAAAGUCACGAAAAUCCACGACAAAUACUAUAAGGUUUAUUUUCCCACUGGUACAUCACUGGCUAUUUAUAUCAUGGAUUGGAGUGGACAUUAUAUCAUUGACCUUGAAAUUCUCCCCUCUGCUAUGGAUAUAGGAAAUGCUGAUGGUUUGUGUGGAUAUUUUGAUGGUGUUAGGGAAAACGACUUCAGAAGACGAAACAGUACUAUUACAGAUGACAUCGGAUUGAGACAUCCUAAUGGUUUCUCCGAGUCAUGGAAGAUUCAGGACAACGAAAAUCUCUUUCGCGGUGACUCUGUAGUCUACAGCAGUUUGCUCUCUGUGUCGACCAUUCUUGUUCCUCACUGUACAUGCACAGAAAGUGGCAAGACCCAAUGCUCCUACAACACGUUUACACCCUGCAACUCAAACCGAGGCAAACAAUAUGAAUGUAACGUAGACCUUGUACAAAACAGAAGACGUAAACGGGAUGUGUCCGAUAUGUACAUGCAAAGAGAUCUUCUAAUUAGAAAGAAACGUACGAUUUCCUACCUACAGUCGCAUGAAUACUCCGAGAGAGUUUGUCUACAAGCUUUUGAAAAUUCACCGGAAUACAACACCUGCCAACAAUAUGUGACCGACCUUAGUAAUGUAACCUUGUCCAACUGUAUUGAAGACAUAAGAAUGACAGGCGAUGAUAACCUAACGCAGAUUCACGUCGAAGCCGCUCUACAGCAAUGUUCCACAUUUGUACUCUUGAAUGCCACACUCCAAGAGUCGGAACCGGAAGUUACCUAUACAAUACAAAACCUCUGUCCAAGCAACUGUACCGGACAUGGCACUUGUGAUGGGGGAAACUGUACAUGUGACGCUAACUUUGGAGGGAGCGACUGUUCCUUUGAUUUACUCGGCCCUCCUAUAAUAACAAGUGUCCCCGGUGCUGGUUUGUGUGAUCUAUCUACUACAACCUGUAAAGAGGCCACCAUAAUGGGAAAAUAUUUCUUUGAAAACAUGGACUCGAUAUGUUAUCUUACCGUGAAACAGGUCAGUCUGAAUAAUGAUUAUGUAGAUAUUAAGUUAGCUCAAUCAACAGAUGGCUGUCGUCCUGGUGGGAAGGUCGUGAUUUCAAGCCCAGGCCGCGUUAGACCUAAGAAGAUAAAUAAGUAG
This is a messenger RNA of Saccostrea echinata, 2192 nucleotides long. RefSeq lists its product as uncharacterized. NCBI's taxonomy places the organism in Eukaryota, Metazoa, Mollusca, Bivalvia, Ostreida, Ostreidae. The transcript has 11 exons. Bases 39 to 2192 code for a protein of 717 amino acids. The record is from RefSeq and is a predicted model, not a curated record.